AUGUACCGCAAACGGGAGAUUAAUUUUAACAAGCAAGAUUCGCGCACCCUGCUGCAGGUGCUGGAUGAUCAGAAAAUUAUGGAAGCGAUGAAACAGUCGCGACUGGCUGCUGAUGCGCAGGCAACGUUAGCGCUGGUGGAUGUUGAGGAUAUUGAAGAUGAUGUACAGGGUAAUGAGUCUCCGGCAGGUCAUGCAGGGGGCGGCGGUGGUGGCGGAGGAGGUGGGGGUGGAGUUCUUAGCGGUGCUCUCAGUCUAUCCCAGGAGGAUAUCGUUGGUGUGCUGCCCAAUGAAAUCUCUGCCCCGUACGAGGUUCCACAGUUCCCGAUCGAGCAGAUCGAGAAGAAGCUCCAGCUCCAACGACAGCUAAACGCCAAAGUGAUGGAGCAGGAUAGGCACUCGAUUGCACCGGAAGUACAUCCGGACGAACAGCUGCCGUUCGACGAACAUGAUUUCGUCGCCCACUUCCAGCGGGUGUCGAUCUCGGGCGAAGACACCAGCGGCGUACCAUUGGACGAUCUUGAGCGAGCCUCCACACUGCUGGUGAAGGCGUUGGAGCUACGCGAGAAGUAUAUGCGCAACUCGCACCAAGCGUUCCCCCAGACGACGGCACGCUUCCUGAAGUCGACACACUCGAGUACGAUCACGCACCAGGAACGCAAAUCUAUCGCUGACCAUCCAGUGAACCCGCCCCAAAGCACGCAGUCACCAUGGGUCGUUGAUAUACCGGAGGACUUGAACUACAGCAUCCGGCCGGUGCACGGUGUGUUUGAGGUGUUCCCAACCGCAGACACAACGGAACCGCUCCCUUACCAUUACACACGUCUGCCCGACUUUGUCCAGGACAUGCAGAUGAUGUGCUCGAUGAUUGCGGACGGGCCGCUGAAAUCAUUCUGCUACCGCCGGCUGAGCUAUCUGUACUCCAAGUUCCAGCUGCACGUGCUGCUGAACGAACUGCGGGAGCUCGCGUCGCAGAAGGCGGUACCGCACCGUGACUUCUACAACAUCCGCAAGGUGGACACGCACAUCCAUGCGGCGAGCUGCAUGAACCAGAAGCAUUUGCUACGCUUCAUCAAGAAGACGCUGAAGAACAGUGCGGACGAGGUGGUGACGGUUACCAAGGGUACACCGAUGACGCUCGCCCAGGUCUUUCAAUCAAUGAACCUGACGACGUACGAUCUGACGGUGGAUAUGUUGGAUGUGCAUGCGGACCGCAACACCUUCCACCGGUUCGACAAGUUCAACGCAAAGUACAAUCCGAUCGGUGAGUCGCGGUUGCGCGAGGUCUUCCUCAAGACGGACAACUACCUGAACGGCAAGUACUUUGCGAACAUCAUCAAGGAGGUGGCGAGUGACUUCGAGGAGAGCAAGUACCAGAACGCCGAGUUGCGGCUGUCGAUCUACGGCAAAUCGCCGGACGAGUGGUACAAGCUGGCCAAAUGGGCCAUUGACGGUAACGUGUACUCGGACAACAUCCGCUGGUUGAUACAGAUACCGCGUCUCUAUGACAUCUUUAAGACGAACCAGCUGAUGUCCUCGUUCCAGCAGAUUCUGGACAACGUGUUUAAGCCCCUGUUUGAAGCGACCAACAACCCAAGCCAGCAUCCCGAGAUACACACCUUCCUGCAGUAUGUGAUCGGGUUCGACUCGGUGGACGAUGAGUCAAAGCCGGAGAACCCACUGUUCGACGGGGAUGUGACACCACCGGCCCAGUGGACGGACGAGGAGAAUCCACCGUACGCCUACUACAUCUACUACAUGUACGCCAACAUGACCGUACUGAACCACUUCCGAGCGGCGCGCGGCAUGAACACGUUCGUGCUUCGACCCCAUUGUGGCGAGGCCGGCCCGGUACAGCAUCUCGUCUGCGGCUAUCUGAUGGCGGAGAACAUCUCGCACGGGUUGCUACUGCGCAAGGUGCCGGUACUGCAGUACCUUUACUAUCUUGCCCAGAUCGGUAUCGCCAUGUCACCGCUGUCCAACAACUCACUGUUUCUGAACUACGACCGCAAUCCGUUCCCGGAGUAUCUGGCCCGCGGGCUGGUCGUGUCACUCUCCACCGACGAUCCACUCCAGUUUCACUACACCAAGGAACCACUGAUGGAGGAGUACAGCAUUGCGGCACAGGUGUGGAAGCUUAGCUCGUGCGAUAUGUGUGAGCUGGCGCGGAACAGUGUGCUGAUGUCAGGAUUUCCGCACAAGAUGAAGCAGCACUGGCUUGGACCGAACUACACGCGCGAAGGUGUGGCCGGUAACGACAUUACCCGCACGAACGUACCGGACAUACGUGUCGCGUUCCGGUACGAGUCGCUGCUAGACGAGCUGGCCAACAUCUUCAAAGUGAACAACGAGCAGAAGAUGCAGUACGCCGCACAACAGUAAAAACCACCGCGCAACACCCGUCCGCACAUUCUUGGGCCCGUCCUUUUCUCUUCGUUGUGCUUUCUCAAUCACUCCUCUCUCUCUCUCUCUCUUUCUCUCUCUCUUUCCCUUUAACAUUCUAUUUGGUCUCUUUGGCCUUUUAUUCACUGUUUGGGACGGGCCCUGUGACGAGGUUUGUGCGUGUAUGUAACAAGGACUAUCGUUGUGAUAAAAUGGUACACCCACAGCUUAUCUCGAUGGUUUCAUGCGUUUCUUGUGAGUGUGCGCUUGUGUGUGUGUGUGUGUGCUUAUUGUUUUCUUCGUCUUCUUCCUGGUUCUUCGAGUCUUCAUUACUAGAGCAAUAGCGGCUCCUUCUUACUCGUUCGUUUGUUGUUGCUAGAUUGUGGGUGAUAAGAUCGGACAACAUAGCAGGUUUUCAGGUUUUCCAACGUCGGCCUCCAUCGUCGUUUCGAACCGCUUAGCAAACGGGUCGACCACUCUCAUUAAUUGUAAUUUUCAAUAUAAAAACCAACCAAAUCAUUAGGAACCAAUCGUAAAUGAAAUAGAUACAAACACACACAUUAUAUAGCAGUUAAUAAAGAUACACUAUUUAUAUAUAAAUCUAUAUAUCUAUAGAGAUCUAUAUAUAUAUAGAAAUAUAUAUCUAUAUACAUAUAUAUAUAUAAAGAGAUACACAGAGU
Molecule: messenger RNA, 3059 nt
Organism: Anopheles moucheti
Lineage: Eukaryota; Metazoa; Arthropoda; Insecta; Diptera; Culicidae
Product: AMP deaminase 2
Exons: 6
Coding region: 1-2379 (792 amino acids)
Biological process (GO): IMP salvage; AMP metabolic process
Cellular component (GO): cytosol
Molecular function (GO): AMP deaminase activity
Source: RefSeq, a predicted model, not a curated record